AUGUCAAAGAGGUUUAGCAAGAAGAACGCUCAAAAAUAUGUGGUGGUUCAUAGGCCCCAUGACGAUCCACAGUACUAUGAUGCUGAUGCAAACGAACAUAUACUAGUUCCAGUGGAUACCCCAGGUCAGAAACCAAGCUCCAGAACUAACGCUUUACUAGAAGAAAAACCUUCUAGAGCUAGAGACCAUGUUGGUGAGGCUGCAAUUUAUGGUAUCAAUUUCGAUGACUCCAAGUACGAUUACACACAGCAUUUAAAACCGAUUGGUGCCGAUCCUGCCAACUCGUUCUUCCUACCGGCAAAAAGGAAUGAAAGUAAGAAGAAGACUCUGGAUGAUCUAUUUGUUGAACCAGGAUAUGUGGAAAAGGAAGCCAAUGCAUCCGUUUUUCAAAGAGGUGUAGCCAAACCAGAAUAUUUGUUGCACCAGCAGGAUGUCCCUGAAGAAAUCAGUGGGUUCAGGCCAGACUUGAACCCAGCACUUAGAGAAGUGCUGGAAGCAUUGGAAGAUGAAGCAUAUGUGGUGAACGAUGAUAUCGUGGUACAAAAACCCAAGAAGGAGGCCAGGUCUGCGGAGGAUGAAGAAGACGAUCUGUUUGCUGAGUUGCUGGGCAGCGGUGAAGCACAAGGUGAAGAGUUCGAAGAUAAAGCAGAUGAAUGGGAUAUUGACAAUUUGGGCGACUACGAAGACCAACAAUACCAUGAAGAGAUGGCGACUUUCGCCAAAGUUGAAAACUUGGAAGAUUUGAAGAAUAUCGAUAUACAGGCAGACGUUAGACGAUUUCAAAAAGAGCAAUCACAAGCAAUCAAUACAGACGAUGAAUUCUCGCAGGAAGAGCUCGAUAGUGUGAGUCCCGAAGUUCAGGAUACUCUAGGUGAUCUACCGACUUUUGAUUCCAAGAACAAAUCAGCAUCCAAGCGUAAGAAAGACCGUCGUAAGAAAGGUGCCAUGUCUGACGUCUCGGGCUUCUCCAUGACCUCAAGUGCAAUUGCACGCACAGAGACCAUGACUGUUCUCGAUGAUAAAUACGACCAGAUAAUAUCUGGUUACGAUAACUACGAGGAAGAACAAUUCGAAGACGAAGAAGAAACUCAGCCUUUCGAUAUGAGUAAAGAACGUUCGGAUUUCGAGAGUUUGCUUGACGAUUUUCUCGACAAUUACGAACUUGACAGUGGUGGCCGUAAACUGGUGAAGAAGGACGAAGAGAUUGAUAGAUUAAAGCGUGCGGCGGACGAGGUCAGUAAAGGUAAGCUAUCGCAGCGUAGAAACCGUGAAAGAAACAACCAAAACGUGAAAAAAAUUACAAACAGCUUAAACGGACUACGACUAUAG
Torulaspora delbrueckii is the source of this 1329-nucleotide messenger RNA. RefSeq names its product ribosome biogenesis protein LTV1 (gene LTV1). Gene Ontology annotation, cellular component: nucleus; cytosol; preribosome, small subunit precursor. Gene Ontology annotation, biological process: ribosomal small subunit biogenesis; ribosomal small subunit export from nucleus. The transcript has a single exon. NCBI's taxonomy places the organism in Eukaryota, Fungi, Ascomycota, Saccharomycetes, Saccharomycetales, Saccharomycetaceae. The coding region runs from base 1 to 1329 and encodes 442 amino acids. The record is from RefSeq and is a predicted model, not a curated record.